Molecule: messenger RNA, 1404 nt
Organism: Megalobrama amblycephala (Wuchang bream)
Lineage: Eukaryota; Metazoa; Chordata; Actinopteri; Cypriniformes; Xenocyprididae
Gene: sdhdb
Product: succinate dehydrogenase complex, subunit D, integral membrane protein b
Exons: 4
Coding region: 17-580 (187 amino acids)
Biological process (GO): tricarboxylic acid cycle; mitochondrial electron transport, succinate to ubiquinone
Cellular component (GO): membrane; mitochondrial envelope
Molecular function (GO): heme binding; ubiquinone binding
Source: RefSeq, a predicted model, not a curated record
UCUAUGUAGCUCAUGCAUGAAAGGGUUAAUUUCAUCACGUGGGUCACUAGCAGCGUUAGUAUAUCCGGGUGAUUCCAGUGACCUUGGAUUGGCUGAGAGAAUCAUGGCUGCUCUUGUCAGGUUGAGUUCUGUUUGUCACAGAGGUGUCAGCCCUCUGUUAUUUCGCACUUCCUCCCUCAUCAGACCUUUGGCCAUACAGAAGAAGGAUCAUGAUUGUCCAUACUUGAUAUCAGCAAAGAUACAUGCUACUCCUUCCAACUACACGGGCUCUGGGUCCAAAGCUGCUUCCUUGCACUGGACAGGAGAGCGGAUCCUGAGCAUAGUUCUUCUGGGCAUGGCACCCAUGGCGUAUUAUUUCCCCGGCCCUGCUGUUGACUACUCUUUAGCAGCUGCACUUACUCUACAUGGUCACUGGGGUCUUGGCCAGGUUUUGACAGACUACGUUCAUGGAGACUUUAAAAUCAAGAUGGCUAACGCCGGCCUCUUCAUUCUGUCGACAGUCACCUUCGCCGGCCUGUGCUACUUCAACUACCAUGAUGUGGGGAUUUGUAAAGCUGUGGCCCUCUUGUGGAGUAAAUGAUUGGACUGAGAUGAGGGAUAUGGCUUUUGCCAUCAGAGUUCCAGUUUGUUGUAUACAGUUGUGACAUAUGUAAAUUCUAUGAAUAUAUAAUUUUUGACAAAAUAGUGUCGAUUUGCAGGUGUUUUUAAUUGUGAAUGCUGUCAGUUUGAUCAGAACUGGCUCAGCUUUUGCUUAAGAUGGAAAUCUCUGCAUGUCUUCUACACUUUUGUCUGGCAAAUCAGUGUUUAUGAUGCAGCAAAAUCAACCAAUUGUUGUGGCUAUAAAAUGUUGGUCACUGAAUUUGAACUUGAAAAAUUCCCUCGGUAAUAUUAAAGUUCAAACACGUUUUUAAAUAUUUACAUGUUUUGACCAUAUUUAUUCUAUAAUGUCUUCUUGUCAGCCAGUGUCUGAUGCAUCACAACGUAAUAUCUUGAUGUAUGCUGUUUCUGUCAUUACGGCAUAUGCAGAAUUAAUCUCACUUUCUUUAAUGACUCCUUGUGUAAACGCUAAGCAGGAAGUGAUUUUAACUUAGAUCACGUGCACAUUGUUGUAUUGUGGUGCACAGAUGUUAAACUGAUGUUAUACACCCAUCUUUCUAUUGUAGGGACCCUGACAUUAAAGCAUAGCUGAAUGCAUUGCAAGUAUUUGAAUAUUUACCAUCAUAUUCAAGUACUCCAUUAAUGACCACAACAUCUGGAGAACUGUCAUAUUAACAGAAUUUCAACUUUACACUUUGCAUGGCUGUAUUUCUGCUCAAAUGAGGAAUCAUUUAUUAAAGGGAAAGGCAAUUUGUAAUUGGAUGUGCAGUGCAUUAAAAGCAAUUUAUUUACGUCUUUCAUUUUAAA